Molecule: messenger RNA, 1875 nt
Organism: Prunus dulcis (almond)
Lineage: Eukaryota; Viridiplantae; Streptophyta; Magnoliopsida; Rosales; Rosaceae
Product: aspartyl protease family protein At5g10770-like
Exons: 2
Coding region: 134-1636 (500 amino acids)
Biological process (GO): proteolysis
Molecular function (GO): aspartic-type endopeptidase activity
Source: RefSeq, a predicted model, not a curated record
UAUGGAGUCUACAGAAGUCUAGAGAGACUUGACUAGUUGACAUCCCUGUCUCCAAUUAGCCUAUAUAGGGCCAAGAGUAUGCUUACAUUACAGCAGCAACUCAAAAAUCUAGAGGCAGUCUUGUUAAUUAUUCAUGGCAACUCCCAUUAUUUCUAGCUCCUCCUUCCUUAGGUUUUUCGUGGGUGUAUUUCUAUGCCUAAGUCUCUGCUCUUUCGAGAACGGAUUUGCUUUGGCAGCAAGAGAUACAAAACCCCACCCUCUCCCACAUACCACUCACACAGUUGAAGUGAAGUCUCUUCUACCAGCAACCACCUGCAGCCCCUCCACCAAAGGUCAUAACAACAAUAACAAGGCAUCAUCGGUACUGAAAGUGGUGCACAAACAUGGGCCAUGCUCCAAUUUCCUCAAAUCAUCAAAAACUUCAACCACAACUUGUGAUGAAAAAUACCAUGCUCAAAUGCUCAAGCAAGACCAAGCCCGAGUCAACUCAAUCCACUCCCGCCUCAACCACAACAACAACAAAGACCCACUCACCCAAUCCGCCGCCACCACCCUCCCUGCCAAGUCUGGUAUCGUUAUCGGCACAGGGAACUACAUUGUCACCGUCAGCCUCGGUACACCCGCCAAGCAACUCUCCCUCGCCUUCGACACCGGCAGCGACCUCACCUGGACCCAAUGCAAGGCAUGUUCUGCCACUCAGUCUUGUUACAAACAGAGAGAGCCCAUCUUCAACCCUUUUCUCUCCGCCUCAUACAAAAAAAUCUCAUGUACCACCGCCGCUUGUACUCAGCUCUCAUCCUUCGGCGUCCAACACGGCUGCUCCGCCUCCACCUCCGCCUGCCUCUACGGCACCCGUUACGCAGACAACUCCUUCUCUGUCGGGGUCUUUAGCAGCGAAAAGCUUACAUUGACCCCGACGGACGUUUUUGAAGGUUUCCUCUUCGGCUGCGGCCUAAAGAACAAAGGCACUUUCGGCAGCUCUGCCGGUAUGCUCGGUCUCGGCCGGAGCAAUACCUCCAUCGUAGAACAAACCGCCAAUAAAUACAACCGGUUCUUCUCCUACUGCCUCCCCUCCACCUCGUGCUCCCCCGGCUACCUCAGCUUCGGCAAAGGCGGCAGAUCUUCCAAUGCCGUCAAGUUCACGGCCCUCUCCACCGUCCCCCUAGGCCACUCGUUUUACGGCCUCAAUGUCGUCGGGAUCAACGUCGGCGGAACUAAAUUGCCGAUUUCGUCUUCGGUCUUUUCGUCUUCGCGGACAAUCAUAGAUUCCGGAACGUUGAUCACGCGUCUGCCGCGGACGGCGUACAGCGUGUUGAAGGCGGCGUUUCGUCAGAGGAUGAAGAGCUAUCCGCUGACUCAGGCGGUCUCGAUACUCGACACUUGCUACAACUUGAGCAGCUUCAAAACGGUGUCGUAUCCGAAGAUUUCGCUCGUGUUUGACGGCGGGCUUACGCAGGAGUUGGACGCGACGGGGAUACUGUUCGGGGUGAGCGCGGAUCAGGUUUGCUUGGCAUUUGCCGGAAACAAGGAUGACAGUGAGGUUGGGAUUAUUGGGAAUGUUCAACAGAGGAGGUUGAAGGUUGUGUAUGACGUCGCUGGAGGAAAAGUCGGAUUUGCCCCUGCAGGUUGCGCUUGAGUAAUGACGAUCGUCCACGGGGUAUGAUUGUAAUACAAACAGCUUGCUAGCUAUAGAAUAAAUCAUAUUUGUGUGUAAUGUAAAUUUUGUUUGUUGGUAAGUCUGUGUCUCCUAUUUUGGGUUCUUAUUCUUAUUUUCUAGAUAUGAGUUUAACUAUUUCUAAAUAUUUAAGAUAAACCCAAAUUCGAAAUAUGCUGUCAUUUAAGAUAAUAUUUGUCCUAGUAUUAUCAAUUAAAUUA